Messenger RNA from Halteromyces radiatus, 1061 nucleotides. RefSeq lists its product as uncharacterized. Bases 65 to 994 code for a protein of 309 amino acids. The transcript has 5 exons. The record is from RefSeq and is a predicted model, not a curated record. NCBI's taxonomy places the organism in Eukaryota, Fungi, Mucoromycota, Mucoromycetes, Mucorales, Cunninghamellaceae. Gene Ontology annotation, molecular function: cysteine-type deubiquitinase activity.
GCAUGAUCAUAUAAUAAAACUUCGGUUAUCUUUUCUUCUUUUUCUUACUUAAUUAUUAAAAAACAUGACAUUAUUACUAAACUUACCUUAUGAAAUACUUAUUCUCAUCUUAUCUUAUAUAGAAAAAAGUAAUACUAUUAUUCAAUUUCUUUUAUGUCAUCCAUCAUUUUUAUAUCACUAUAAUAAUAAUAAUGAUUUUUGGCAUGAUCUUUGUACACUUCAUCACAUAUAUUAUCGACAUCCUUGCAACACGUGGAAGGAAAUGGUGUUGUCAGAGGAAAUGUAUCAAGUUUGUCCACAUUUCCAUUUGUCGCUAUUUGAACAUUUGUCACACAAGCAAGCAUUAGCAUUUCUUUCAAACAUGAAUACCAAUUAUCGUUAUAUUUGUUUGCAUUAUCAUUGUGAUGCCAUUGUAACCAAUCAAAAUAUCAUUGAUUCUCAACUUGAAUGCUCACAUCCUAUUGGUUUACGGAUUUCACCCUAUCAUCUCUUCUCCAUUGAAUGUACUUUUUGUAACAGACAAUUAGGAAACAAUGAUAAACUUCCAAGUGAAUAUUACUUGAUUCAGUCAUUCAUCCGUGCUUUUGCUACUCCACUCACAUUAAACCUUAAUCUUACUUUUUCUUUAUUUCAUCAUCGACGUAUGAUUGAAUUAUCCGUGUUUAAUAGACCUGGUUGGAGUUAUAUUAUUGAAAAAUCUUGGUAUGAUGAAUGGCUACGUUUUCUUCGAGGUGAUCAAUCAUAUCCACCAGGGAUACUCAAUAAUAAGAUAUUAUUCAAGGAUAAUAGUGAUGAAUUGAAAGAGGAUAGAAAACUAGGUAUUCACUUUGAAUUGGUCAAUAAUGCAUCUCGUUACUAUAUUGAAUUGCUUUAUAUUCAAAGUGGAAAAAUCAUAUCUGAAUAUGAUUUACAAGCUUUACCUUCUUAUUGUAAACUACUUCAUGAUAUUCACUUGUAUCAACAACAAAUCCUAUUUCGACCUAUUAUCAUAUAAUCAUAUCCGUGGAUUCAAGUUGUGACUUUUUCAAAAGCCAAUAAAAUUUAUUUAUUUUCAACCUCCA